Harpegnathos saltator (Jerdon's jumping ant) is the source of this 3653-nucleotide messenger RNA. RefSeq names its product Protein Osi24 (gene Osi24). The record is from RefSeq and is a predicted model, not a curated record. Gene Ontology annotation, cellular component: membrane. Bases 404 to 1942 code for a protein of 512 amino acids. NCBI's taxonomy places the organism in Eukaryota, Metazoa, Arthropoda, Insecta, Hymenoptera, Formicidae. The transcript has 5 exons.
CCGGCUGGCAGUACGGUGUCGGACGUCGUCCACGAUUCCGACUUCCCGGCCGCUCGAAACCCACGCGCUCCGCCGACUGAUCGACCGGCGAAUUUUCUCUUCUUCUUCUUCUUUUUUCUCUGUUAGUUUUUGUCUGCCUAUCGCUCUCGUUCUCGAUCGAUCGGUCGAUCGGAAAGGUCUUCUUCUCGAUUUCGCAGGAAUAUUCGCCCGGGUCCGAGCCGAGCACGUCGCUUGUCCUCGAGGUUGUUGUCCGGGCGCGAGCCGGGUGUUGAUGUCAGCGACUCAUCGUGAAAAAAACAAAACGCACAGGAAACCGCAGGUCGAGAUGCAGUUGUCGCGCGGCGGUAACCGAAGCUAGCCGUCAGUCGAGCGGUGCCCGGUGCCUCUCUCAUUAGGUCGGACGAUGGCGAGAGGAAGGGCAGCCACGAUAUUGUCGAUCGCGAUCUUGGCCGUUUCAUGCCUCCGCGCUGCCGCGGGGGUCAAGGUCCAGGCGGAAGCUGCGACCUUGAACGAGACCGCAGGCCCGCACGACGACGAGGUGGUCGAGGGGAACGAGCUGCCGCUCUCCGGCGAUUCCGAAAACCGGACCGACCAAUCGCCGACCGAUCAUCCUCACAACGUGCCCGGCAAGCCGAGCAAGUUCGACGUGAAGUUUCACGCGGACGACAAGGCGAACGAUCAGAUCGAGCCGACGAGGAUGGACAACGCCACCACGGCUAGCCCGGUCGAGGCGACCUCGGCGACGACCGAGGCGACGGAUCGCCGCUACCCGUCCAAUUCGACGAGAUGCAGAGGCUCGCAGAUGUUAUCCUGCCUCCGGAGGGACUUCUUGAACUUUCUCGACCGCAUCUCGCGGGUCGACACGUACAACGUGAGCAAGUCCGUGCAGAUAGUGAAGAAGCCCCGGGCGAACGUCACGUGCAACAAUCGGAGGGACGACGGCGAGGAGACGAACCUCUUGGACAAGGUGCAUCGCUACGCCCGGACGCACGUGAUGAAGAUACAGCUGAACAAGGACCUCAGCCUCGUCGGGAAAGCCAGGACAUUCUUCGGUUCCAUGUUACAGGGAAAGAGUACCUUUUUAACAGGAUUCGGGCUUGGUUUUCUAGCGUUCGGUCUGAAGAAGCUGCUGCUGCCGCUGUUCUUCGGCGUGCAGAUCAUCAAGAGCAUGCUGCUCGCCCUCUUCCUACCGAGCAUCAUCGGCAGUAUCGGUAAUAUCGUCGGGAAAGGUGUCUCCUCGUUCGCACAAUCGUCGCACGCGCCGGCGCCCGAGGAAAAUUUCGAGUUCAAGGACAACUCCGACCUAUACAACGACGAUUAUCUCACGAGGCAGCCGGUGGGCACGCUGCCGGCCUCCGCCAUGUACGACGAGAGCAUGAUGCAGACGCAGAAGAGCCCGGAGAUCGUGUCCCGCUACGCGUUCGUCGAUUCCAGAAUAUCGCACGCGAACGCACUUUCCGAUCGUUAUUACACGCGACACGUCGCCGCACACGGGCUGUCCAAGAAGCAGGACUUCAAGGUCUUCCACGAGAUCCCGACGAGCUCGCUUCUCCUCACCAACUACGAUCCGUUCUACUCGCCUCUGCUGUCGCGUCUGGACGCCGUGUUCUCACGUCUCGGCCACAACACGGAGGGCUGCAGGGAGUACGCGGUGUGCGCGAUGUACCGGAACCCGGCGCGCUACGCCCCGUACUCGAAUCUGGUGUCCGCCCAGCUGUCGAGGGAGCUGAACGAGCUGAGGAAGCCCAGCACCGACAAUCCCGAUGUGCUGCGCUUCUUCAGAUAUAUGAAGGCCGCCAAGGACGGUCAGGAUGGUGUCAAGUGCGAAGAUCUGUACGCGAACUGCGCGAACGCCCGCGAGGACCAAAGCCUGAAGCAGAAUCAGGCGAUGUUGGCGACCUAUCAAGACAUCAACAAGCUCGUGCAGGCCCGGAAGAUCUGAGAACUCGCCUCGAUCCUCUCGUUUUCGCGUCGUUGACGCUGUCGCUGUCGGAGGAUGCGACGAAGAAAAAGAAGAAGAAGAAGAAGAAGAAGAAGAAGAAGAAGAAGAAGAAGAAGAAGAAGAAGAAAAAGAAGAAGUGGAAGAAGAAAAGUCGCGUUCUCCGUCAUAUAGUUCUUUGCGUGGAGUCUAUCUGUGUGUGAUAGUCAGAUCGGAACGAUCGGAUGCGCUAGCGCGGUUGUCGAGUUCCAUUUCGACGUCCGCUCUAACGACUCAGCAUCCGUCCGUUCGCUCCAGACGUUCGCUCGCGCGAGCCGGAAGUUCACCCACGAUGGCUCGCUCGCUCGAGGUCCCUCUAGGACUUUUAGGCUGCAGGAGGACCAGGAAUCGAUUAGCGCUCCGGGUCUUUGAAUCAGUCUCGAUCCGCCACGGUGGGAACCUUCAGUUUCCGCGAUCGAAUGGACUCUUGGCGUAUCGCGUACAGUUUUCUAAGUUAUCGUCCGUGGUAACGGGAACGGUCGCUCGGGCUACGCCGAGAACUUUCACCGGUCAUUCGAGGUUCGAGGAUGGUCAUCGGUAGUUUUUUCGUGGAAAUUUUCUGAUUUAUUUAAAAAUCUAGCUUCAUAUUUUCUACGGCCUUGAAAAUGCGGCUUCAAGCGGAUGCGCUAGUGUAUCAUUUUGUUAUCACUCAUAAUUGAAUGGCUGUCAACUAGACGUAUCCUGCAUGCUGCAUAGCGCAUCUUGUGCUGAGGAAUUGAUCAAUUAUCGACGAUUCGGUUAUAGUAGUGUGACCAUUUUUUAAUUGCAAUCUUGGGCACUGACGGAAACUGUAUGUAGAUACGAUCCAGGGCGAUCCAGCGAUUUAUUAAACGUUCGGUUUUGGGGUUACGCGAGAGCAGUGUAUGUGUAUACUUCUCUAUACUUUCUCACAAACAACGUGGCUCAAAAACGUAAAUGAGAUGUCAUUAUUACGACGACAUAUAGUUACGUAGCUGAGGGAAUCUAUUCCCUUCUGGAUGUAUUCCGGGGAAUUAUAUUACAAACGCUCGGCGAUGGCCGAAUCGUGCGGGACAUUUACGCGGUGAGCGUAUUCUCGAGCGCGAGGCUCGAGUCGGAGAGGAAGAUGCUCGAAAGAAAAGAAAAGAAAAUUCUCUUUUAUAGUCUAAUAAACAUUCGCGCUACGACGAAUAAAAGGUUGAGAAUUUAACGAACAUGGGUCAGUCUCGAUGAUUUGUGUGGAUGUAGCGUAUAGUAUUAUGAAAAAACACUUCAUAUAUUUAAUUAAUUUAUUUGGGUAUUCUAUCGUGCACACACACACACACACACACACACAAGCACACACACAUACACACACGUAGAAUUUAAUCUUGCGACGAAUAACAAACUCUGGAUAUUACUUAUUAUCGUAUGACGCGUGAAGAUAUUGAUGUGUUAAUUUAUUUAACGUGAACGCGAGAAGCGAACCGUGCGCGCAGAACUCAUGCGGACUCAAUUAAGUCGGAUUCCAUUAAAAAAAUUUCAAUUUCCGUUACGUUCAUGGUAUAUCUGUGGAUUAAUGUACAGCGUGCGCACGUCAAUAAAAGAAGAAAUGGUUCAUGACGUCCAACACAAAGAUUUCUCCAGAGUGAGAUUCGCUCGUCGUGCCACGGCAUAUAUACUAUGUUACGCACAAUUGCGUCUGCAUAAUCGAGAUCUUAUAAUCACACGGGAGUGC